Molecule: messenger RNA, 4334 nt
Organism: Zootermopsis nevadensis
Lineage: Eukaryota; Metazoa; Arthropoda; Insecta; Blattodea; Termopsidae
Source: RefSeq, a predicted model, not a curated record
GCUGUUGUGAGAGACAUCGCACUCCGUACUCAGCAGUAGUUCGCACGUAAUCUCGACUGCAGUGUCUGUGUUGUCAUAGGUAAGAGGAGUUUGUUACGAGAGGCUGAAGACUUUAAAGGUGGACAUUUCUUUAAAACGAGCUUUGCUACUACAGGAGAUAUGUUGGUGUCGUAUUUUUGAGGGACGACUCUCUGGUGAAUUAUUGUGGACAGAUUACUUCAUUCUUUGGAAAUUAUUAACCAGGGGGACACAAGAGAAUGACUACCUCGGGCAGUCGGGCCGAGUUCCUCGCUGUGGACGCCCUAGGAUCGACCUCCGACAUCAAAUAUGACCGCACCGGGGGCUGGUUCGUCUCCACUCGGAGGGCGCUCCUCCUAGGUCUUCUCGCCAUUGCCUCUAUGGUUCUUGUUGGCGUUUUGGUUCACUAUCUGGACACGUGCAGAGGAUUAAGAACGGGUACAGAGUUGAUCUCAGUAACAGAAGCAUCCGUGGCCACACCGAAUACACCAAAAGAUGGCGCGGAGUCAUCCAUCUCGGCAGCCGAAUUGCGUCUUCCAAAAGACGUGACACCGUCGCACUAUCGAUUGAGACUGGAGCCGUACCUGGAGGACGCUGAUCCAGACGGAAAGAACUUCACGUACAACGGACACGUGUCCAUCACAAUCCAGUGUCACAGGACAACGAACAGAGUUUCGAUCCACGCAAAGAACCUGGACAUCGGAAAGGAUGUCAAGGUCGCCGUGGCAGCUCCGCGAAACAGUGGCGCCACCUCUGAAACAGCUGUGAGGACGCUUGCAAACACCACACCGAAUCCGAUUACCACGACACCUGGUGGACUGAGACGGAAACGAAGCCUCACCAGGAAUCAUCACCGACGUCGCCAGAGGACAGUGACUUCGACAGCACCUCCGGGCUUGCCUCCCCGUGUGACGGGAUGCGUCCCGGAAGUCAGGAAAGAGAUGUACGUUAUCAGCGUGGAGCCAUCUCUGGAGCCUGGGCUCACCUACACCCUGGACAUUCCGUUCAAGGGGUUACUGAAGGAAUCUUUGUACGGGUUCUACCGGAGCAGCUACAAGGACGAGAAUGACACCAAAAUAUGGAUGGCUCCGACGCAGUUCGAACCCACGCACGCCAGGGAAGCUUUUCCUUGCUUCGACGAGCCCGCCAUGAAGGCCAGAUUCGAGAUCAGCAUCGCCCGUCGUCGAGACGACAUGAUCACCCUGUCCAACAUGCCCGUCAGAGUCACCGAGCCCAUCGAGGGCCAACCCGGUCGUGUUUGGGAUCACUAUGAGAUCACCCCCAAAAUGUCCACGUACCUGGUGGCCUUUAUCGUGGCUCGCUCCGACUUCAUUCCGACAAAUGACACUGGGGCCACUUACCUGAACCCCAGGUCUCGGAACACGACCGUCCCCGAGUUCAGGGUGUACGCCAGAAGGCAGCUGAUCCAGACCGCUCAAUACGCUUCGUCCAUCGGACCGAGGGUCCUCGACUUCUACGGCGAAUACUUCGGAAUGCCCUACCCGCUACCGAAGCUACACAUGGCGGCCAUACCAGACUUCUCCUUGGGGGCAAUGGAGAACUGGGGGCUCCUUACCUACAGGGAGACGAACUUGCUGUUCGACUCGAAGAGUUCUUCAAUGUCGUCCAAGGAAGGGGUGGCCAUCGUGGUGGCGCACGAAUUAGCCCACCAAUGGUUCGGCAACCUGGUGACCAUGAAAUGGUGGAAUGAUCUUUGGUUGAAUGAAGGAUUCGCCACGUACAUGGAGUACUUGGGGUCAGAUCACGUAGAACCAAGUUGGGCGAUGAUAGACAAGUUCCUGGUUUACGAGCAGCAACCUGCUAUGGCUCUAGACGGCCUCCGAUCCACCCACCCAGUGUCCACGACGGUUGACAACCCAAGCCAGAUCUCUGAAAUAUUCGAUUACGUAUCGUACAGUAAAGGUGCAUCGCUGAUACGAAUGCUGAACAACAGCCUAACGGAGGAGGUCUUAAGGAAGGGAUUAACACGCUACUUAAAUAAAUGGAAGUACAGUAACGCAGAAGAAAACGAUUUGUGGCAAGUUCUGACGGAGGAGACUCUCGUGUCCCGAGAGUCGUCCUUGCCGGACAAUGUGACAGUCAGGCAGGUGAUGGACACUUGGACGCUUCAGGAUGGCUACCCGGUUCUCUCUGUCACGCGAGAUUACGACGAUGGAUCAGCCAACCUCUCGCAGACUCGAUUCACGUUGGACAAUUCGUCAUCAGACACGACGUGGUAUAUUCCGGUGAGCUAUGUUACUCAGAAUGAAAUGAACGAUGCUGCCAACUCUAGCAGGAGAACUUUCCCAAGAAUAUGGCUUAAGAAAGAACCAACAACGGAGGUUCAUGAUCUGACGAAGAAUAAUUCCUACGAUACCUGGGUGCUCUUUAACAUUUAUGCCACAGGUUACUACAGAGUGAACUACGACACUCGUAACUGGGGCCUCCUGCCAGCAGUUACCAGAGCUCAACUCCUAGACGACGCCCUGAACCUCGCCCGGGCGGGAAUCUUGGGCUAUGACGUUGCUCUCAAUAUGACCCAGUACCUCGCAACCGGGGAAAAUCAUUAUGUCCCGUGGACAGCCGCCUUUGAGAACUUCAAGUUCCUGGAUCUGGUUCUUCGUCAGACCACGGCGUACGGAUGCUUUCAGAAAUACAUUCUUAAGACACUGGCAGCAGUGACGGAAAGUCUGGGAUUCGAAGCCACGACCACCGAGACGCAGCUGCAAUCUCUUUUACGCCCAGAUAUCCUCGCGUGGUUGAGUAAGAUGGACGACCCCGAGGUCGUCAGAUGGGCGAAGAACCUCUUUCAGCUGUGGACCACCUCUUCGAAGCCCGACACUGAAAACCCGGUCCGUGUCGACGUGAGGGGUGUGGUGUACUGCACAGCUGUGAAAACGGGUGGCACACAAGAGUGGGAUUUCGUCCUGAAGAGGUACUUGGCGGCGGCGAACAGACCCUCCGAGUCAGACGUGCUUCUGAUGAGCCUCGCGUGUUCCCGACAGGAGUGGCUAAUCGUCACUUUGCUGGAGAAAUCUCUUGAGAGUGGCGGGGAGAUUCGGCUCCAAGACGUUUCCAGACUGUGGGACAACAUGGCUUCCAGAGACCUCACAUCCAGAGUGGCUUUCCGCUACAUCCAGAACAAAUGGAGCUCGAUCUUCGAGAAGUAUGGUAAAGACGAGUAUCUCAUGGGCGAUAUUCUUCACGGUGCAAUUUCUGGACUCAGCACAGAGUUUGACCUCACAUACGUCAGAGAGUUUUACAGAGCAAACAAAGGGAAGUUUAGUUUUGCUGAGAGAAAAAUUGAACAGGAGUUGGAAGGCCUGGAGCUGCGAGUGGGUUGGCACAACAGAAGCUACGGGACUGUGGCGUCGUGGCUGCAGGACCACCAGGGGGGACAGAAAGUGAAGAGGGAGUGACAGCGAUGUCUCCAGUCCACUACGAGCGACGAUGGAUCUGACUUCAUGUUACGUGCGUCUUUCGGGACGGGAGAGUGUUUUGUUUUUUUGUGUUCUUAAAAUGGCGGACGAACAACGACAGCUGUUUACAAGGACGAGGGGUUAAGAGGCUCCGUAGUUAAAGAUUACGAAACAUUCUGGACAGACAUCGUCGGUCAGCUUGAUCAGUGAUGCAAAAAAUGGACAGAAGUGGUUUACCCUCACAUAAUUUCUCGUUUUUCAUUUUAAGUAAGCAAAACCCCUUAAGUCCUUCCACUUCCCUUUAAAAAAAAUUAUGACAAAUUUGUCAAAUCUAAAACUUCUUGACGAUGGUGAAGAGUCAAUUGAAUAAACAUUUUCUUGGAUAUUAUCCAUCGUCUAGUAAAAUAUAAAACGUAAAACGACGUUUCGGAGAUGGGACUCUAUCUCCGAAACGUCGUUUUACGUUUUAUAUUUACUAGACGAUGGAUAAUAUCCAAAAAUUUUUUAUUCAAAUUACAAAUUUGUCGUUGAACUCCUUCUUGUCAAUGAUUAAAAGUGGAUAUACAUCGUGUCGCGUAAUUAUUAUUGUAAAAAUAAAUAUUCAUUAAAAAACUGUGGUAUAUUCAGAAAAUGGGAAAAAAAUAAGGUAUUCACAGGGUGAUCGUAUUUCGUCGUUUAUACUCAUGGUCACCGCUGCAGACAAGCAGAGGUCGAAGCACCAGUGAACAAGCCACCGAGCUGUCAGGACUGACGUGGAGUAAUUCAAGCAUUAACCAGCAGAACGAUAAACUUGAAAGCAAACCACUAUUCAAACAAAAAUGUCCAUUUUAUUCACGUAACUGGAAUGAACGCCAUUUGGCGCUGAUAAGGGAAUACAUUUUUCGUUGCAUUACUUUA